GGGACUCGAGUCCCGCGGCGCUGCCGCGGCGGGGCUGGGGGCCUGGAGCGCCGCCGCCCGCCUAGGCCCGCCCGAAGCGGUCCCCGACCUCAGCCGGACCCCGCUGGCCCAGUGCACGGCCCCGCGGCCCCAGCAUGGUGCUCAAGGCCUUCUUCCCCACGUGCUGCACUUCGGCGGACAGCGGCCUCCUGGUGGGACGGUGGGUCCCGGAGCAGAGCAGUGCUGUGGUUCUGGCUGUGGUGCACUUUCCCUUCAUCCCCGUCCAGGUCAAGGAGCUCCUGGCCCAGGUACAGCAAGCCAGCCAGGUGAGCGUGGCCGUGCUGGGCACCUGGUGCCACCGCCGGCAGGAGACGGAGGAGAGCCUGGGCCACUUCCUGGAGGGCCUGGGUGCCCUCUUCUCCCACGAGCCCUGGCUGCAGCUGUGUCGAGAGAGGGGCAGCAAGUCCUGGAGCUGCAAGGCCACCCGGCGGCAGGGGCCCGCACCCCUCGCCCCCGUCUGUGAGGACCAGGUCAUGCUCGUCUUCUACGACCAGCGCAAGGUGCUGCUGUCACGGCUGCACCCGCCCGCGGCCCUGCCCGAGCACCAGGCCGGGGAUGCCACAGCCAGCACGGGCGGCCUAGCUGCCGUCUUUGACACAGUGGCGCGGAGUGAGGUGCUCUUCCAAAGUGACCGGUUCGAUGACGGUCCCGUGCGGCUGACGCACUGGCAAUCGGAGGGUGUGGAGGCCAGCAUCCUCGUGGAGCUGGCCAAGCGCGCAGCGGGGCCCAUCUGCCUGCUGCUGGCCUGUCUGCUGUCACUGAUCUCCGCUGCCAGCUCCUGUUGGGUGUUCCGGCCGUGGCCGCUGUCCUUCAUCUGGAGCAAGCUGUCCACCUGCGAGCAGCUCAGGCACCGGCUGGGCCAGCUCACGCUCGUCGUCAGCGCCCACAGGGCCGGGGGCCCCACCCAGCUGAUGAGGAAGGCCAACACUCUGGUCUCCGUGCUGCUCGACAUGGCCCUGGGCCUCCUGCUGCUAUCCUGGCUGCACAGGAAGGACCGCUUCGCUCAGCUGGCUGAGGCGCUCGUCCCCGUGGCUGACCGUGUGGCCGAGGAGCUCCAGCAUCUGCUGCAGUGGUUGAUGGGCGUGCCCGCCGGGCUCAAGAUGAACCGGGCGCUGGACCAGGUGCUGGGCCGCUUCUUCCUGUACCACAUCCACCUGUGGAUCAGCUACAUCCACCUCAUGUCCCCCUUCAUCGAGCACAUCCUGUGGCACUUGGGUCUCUCGGCCUGCCUGGGCUUGACGGUCGCCCUGUCCAUCCUGUCGGACAUCAUCUCCCUUCUCACCUUCCACAUCUACUGCUUCUACGUCUACGGCGCCAGGCUCUACUGCCUGAAGAUCCACGGCCUGUCCUCGCUGUGGCGCCUGUUCCGAGGGAAGAAAUGGAACGUCCUGCGCCAGCGUGUGGACUCCUGCUCCUACGACCUGGACCAGGUACCAGCUCCGUCCAGCCGGCCUUCGGCCUGCACCGGCCCGUGCAGUGGCUCAGGCAUCACAAGGGGCAGCCUCGCUCCUGCUCCGCAGGUCCCGGGGGUGCAGGGAGCUACAAGGGGUAGUGUGUACGCGGGGCCACAAUGGGGCAGAACUCGCCGCAGGCAGGGACAGACCCUGGUCCGGGAGGCUGCAGGGCAGCAGGCGCUGGAGCUGUUCAUCGGGACCUUGCUCUUCACCAUCCUGAUUUUCCUACUGCCCACCACAGCCCUGUACUACCUGGUGUUCACCCUGCUCCGGCUCCUGGUGGUCACUGUGCAGGGCCUGGUCCAUCUGCUCGUGGACCUCAUCAACUCGCUGCCGCUGUACUCGCUUGGCCUCCGGCUAUGCCGGCCCUACAGGCUUGCGGCCGGCGUGAAAUUCCGGGUCCUGGAGCAUGAGGCCGGCCGGCCCCUGCGCCUCUUGAUGCAGGUAAACCCCCUGCCCUUCAGCCGCGUGGUGCGCAUCUACCGCCUCCCCAGCUGUGGCCGCCCCCCCAAGCACUCCUGGGGCUCCCUGUGCCGCAGGCUGCUAUUCGGAGAGCUCAUCUACCCCUGGAGGCAGAGAGGGGACAGGCAGGACUGAGGGCCCGGCCCCGGCCCGCCUCGCACCGCCAGCUGCCAGGUGUCAGGGCGGCACACGCCUCUUGCUGCCCCUGGUUGUCGGGGCCUCUCCAGGCCCUGCCCGUUGCAUCUCCGCCCGACUCUGGU
Molecule: messenger RNA, 2215 nt
Organism: Budorcas taxicolor (takin)
Lineage: Eukaryota; Metazoa; Chordata; Mammalia; Artiodactyla; Bovidae
Gene: PIGQ
Product: phosphatidylinositol glycan anchor biosynthesis class Q
Exons: 11
Coding region: 135-2090 (651 amino acids)
Biological process (GO): GPI anchor biosynthetic process
Cellular component (GO): endoplasmic reticulum; membrane
Source: RefSeq, a predicted model, not a curated record